GGAACUGAAGAAGAAGGGACUCUUGAACAUCACACUGCUGGCUGAGUCCCAUUCAGAAGUCCUGCUCUGUCGACUUCGUGAGAUUUGCUUGGCAGUUACCAGCGAGGUGACCAACCUCCGGUCCAAGGUGUCCUGCUCUGCAAUCGUCACUCUGGGAGAGCUCUUUGUGAUCUUGGGGAAGGACAUGGACUCCGAGGUGGAUGAGAUUGCUGCAGUCCUUCUCCACAUGUUGUGGAACUCCCCAGAGUUUAUUCAGAAGGCAGCCUGUCAGAGCCUGGGGAUGAUGGUAGAGAACGUGACUCCUGCACGAGCAAUGACUGCUCUCAUGGACAAGGGAGUCAAGAGCCGCUACAUCCCGGCGCGGAAGUGUGCGGCCGAACUCCUCCUGUCCUUGAUAGAGAAAAUGGGAGUCACGAAGCUCGCAGCCACACCCAGGGCUGAGAGGCUGGCACAGGUGGCAGGGACAUUUGCUCAGGACUGUCACAAGGACACGAGGCAUUAUGGUCAGGAGAUGGUGAAGAUGUUGCUGAGUAAUCAAAAAUUUAAAAAGCUUUUGGAACAAUCUCUUUCCACGCAUGACCUGGAAGAUAUCCUGACAAGAAUUAAGAAGAAAGGGAUGGAAAGCCAGAAGGGUGAACGCCCAUCUGUCAAGGAGCCGGUGAAGAAGAUGAGCGAUGGUGCGAAGAAGCCCCAGGCCACAUCGCCUUCUAGCAAACGGGCAAAGUCUGCCACUGAUGGACACCGCCUGCACCGUGCAAGAGCCCAGGUCACGUUACCUGCAGCAGUGGAAGAAAGGGAGCUGCUCCAGAAGCUUUACCAUCUCCUGGAAGCCAAGGGGUUCCAGACACGGAUGGAAGGAGUGGCGCUCCUCCUAGACCUGUCCAAAAGCAGACCCCAGCUGAUCUCCACUAACAUUGUCCAAAUUUUUGAUUAUUUUGUCCCGAGAAUAUCUGACACACAUAUAUGGGCUUCUUCCUUUUUGCUCUGGGAUGCAGAACCUUUUCGCUGCUUCCAUGUGACUGAACUCUUGAGGUCCCUGAUGUGA
Molecule: messenger RNA, 1045 nt
Organism: Onychostruthus taczanowskii (white-rumped snowfinch)
Lineage: Eukaryota; Metazoa; Chordata; Aves; Passeriformes; Passeridae
Gene: TOGARAM2
Product: TOG array regulator of axonemal microtubules 2
Exons: 7
Biological process (GO): microtubule cytoskeleton organization
Cellular component (GO): cytoplasmic microtubule; cilium
Molecular function (GO): microtubule binding
Source: RefSeq, a predicted model, not a curated record